Messenger RNA from Oldenlandia corymbosa var. corymbosa, 1154 nucleotides. Lineage: Eukaryota; Viridiplantae; Streptophyta; Magnoliopsida; Gentianales; Rubiaceae. The record is from the annotation of a GenBank genome assembly.
CUCAAACAAAAAAGCCGAAAGUUUUUCAACCCCUUUUUCGGUUCUCCCUUUGACUGAGAAUCUCAUAUCUUAAAUUAAACGCCAAAAAAACCCCUAACCCCCGCGUGUAGACCACACGCCUCUCCUAUAUAAUCCUCUUCCAGUCUUCCCCCAAUAUCUCCCAAAUCCCAUUCAGUUCACACACAUCUUACCUCUUCCGCCUCCCCCACCCAAUCAUUAUCGGCGCCACCUAUAUCUCCAAAAAUCGCCGCCGCACUCCGACCGUUGUCAUUUUCAAAUCUCCAACAAUUCAUGGCUGAUAGAAGAUCUUCCGGAAACCGGAGACAAUCGAGCCGGUUACAAGGCCGAGCUCCGGCGUCAAUUCAAGUCAACAGAGUCACCGAUUGGAACGUCGCCAUCCCUCUGCUGUCGCCGUUGGUACAGUCUCCGACUUCGCCCCGGUCUCAUAUCCUGACCGGCGCUGAGACUUCUUCGUCGGAGAAGAAGGAGAAGCUGCAGUCCGGUACAAGUGGUUCAACGGCGACGACGUCGUUUAAGAAAUGGCAGCAUCCGGCGGCUCCUUUUUAUUACGAGCCGGCUCCGUUGGUGCCUUUUGUUUCCACGGCUCCGGCUCGGUUCGGGGUCGAUAGACGCUAGGAGAAUGAUUUAGUAUGAUUGUUUAGGAAAAAUACUGCUAUUUUAGAUUGAUUUUUGACUUUUUUUUUUCCCCGUUUUGAUGAAUGUGUUCAUGUGAAAUGUGACUGAAUUAGAAUAGAGUUUUAGCUUCUUUUAUUCUGGAUGAUUUUUGGGUUAAUAAUAAUAUCAUGUAUGUACAGUUUUGGUAUAACAUAUAACAGGGGAUUUUUCACUUUAGCAAUGAUGAUGAUUGUUCAUUGUUUUAUUGCUACGUGUCUACACUCUACAAGAUGGAAGAAGCUGGGAAAAUCCCCCUUUUGAAAUAGUAGAGUUUUGAAAUUGAAAGAUGUAAAAUGGUAAGUCUUUCUAAUUCAAAAUUAAUUGUUACACUUUGAAUUUUCACUUUCAGUUCAAUUUAUAUUAAAAAUAAAAAUAUAAAUCGGACAACAAUUUUCGGGUUUUGAAGGGAUGAUGCAUGUAUGUUUCGAAGUAAGUGUUGAUUCGGAUUUUAAGUUUUUUAGUCUGACAACAAUAGUAGA